UUUGUUUGUAUCAGGAUGCAGGAACAGAGACCAGACUCUCCUGGACCCAGCUGUGAGGAACAGAGACCAGACUCUCCUGGACCCAGCUGUGAGGAACAGAGACCAGACUCUCCUGGACCCAGCUGUGGGGAACAGAAACCAGACUCUCCUGGACCCAGCUGUGUGUCCAUGAAGAGUGACUGGUCGAUAGGUCGUUAUAUUGACUUUAAAGAUGGACGUCCUGCUGAUGGAAGAGUUCAACAGGAGAGCUCCGAGGUUCACACAGAUCAACCAGACCAGCAGAAUCUAACAGACCUGGACUCCAUCUUUAUGCUGCUGGAGGAGAACAUCGUCACCUUUGUGAAGAAUGAGCUGAAGAGAGUCCAGAGAGGUCUGAGUCCAGAUUACCCAGAAUGCUUAGAGAGUCAGAGUGAGGAUGAAGAUCAGGGGAGAAGCUGUAAAGAGGAUUUUAUGAAGAUCACUCUCCACUUCCUGAGGAGAAUGAAGCAGGAGGAGCUGGCUGACUGUCUGCAGAGCAGAACGUUUGGUGCAGUGCAACAGAAACUCAAAUCUAACCUGAAGACGAAGUUCCAGUGUGUGUUUGAGGGGAUUGCUAAAGCAGGAAACCCAACCCUUCUGAAGCAGAUCUACACAGAGCUAUACAUCACAGAGGGAGGGACUGGAGAGGUCAAUGAUGAACACGAGGUCAGACAGAUUGAAACAGCAUCCAGGAAACCACACAGACCAGAAACAACCAUCAGACAAGAAGACAUCUUUAAAGCCUCACCUGGAAGAGAUGAACCAAUCAGAACAGUGAUGACAAAGGGAGUGGCUGGCAUCGGGAAAACAGUCUUAACACAGAAGUUCACUCUGGACUGGGCUGAAGACAAAGACAACCAGGGCAUACAGUUCACAUUUCCAUUCACUUUCAGAGAGCUGAAUGUGCUGAAAGAGAAAAAGUUCAGCUUGGUGGAACUUGUUCAUCACUUCUUUACAGAAACCAAAGAAGCAGGAAUCUGCAGGUUUGAAGAGUUCCAGGUUGUGUUCAUCUUUGACGGUCUGGAUGAGUGUCGACUUCCUCUGGACUUUAAAAACAACGAGACCCUGACUGAUGUCACAGAGUCCACCUCAGUGGAUGUGCUGCUGACUAACCUCAUCAGGGGGAAUCUGCUUCCCUCUGCUCGCCUCUGGAUAACCACACGACCUGCAGCAGCCAAUCAGAUCCCUCCUGAGUGUGUUGACAUGGUGACAGAGGUCAGAGGGUUCACUGACCCACAGAAGAACGAGUCUAGCCGAAGAUACGAAGAGGAGCUCCACCGACAAAGAAAACUGCUGGAUGUGAUUUUAACUCCUGAAAUCAAGCUACAGAGAACAGAUGUCCAGCAGCUGUUGGUGAGUAAAGAAGAGCUUCCACCUGAGCAGCAGGAGUGGAGCCACAUUCUGGACCAGGAGGACACUAAGCCCCAACACAUUAAAGAAGAACAUGAGGAACUGUGGAUCAGUCAGGAGGAAGAACAGCUUCAAGGACUGGAGGAGGCUGAUACCACCAAGUUCCCCUUCACUCCUGUUUCUGUGAAGAGUGAAGAUGAUGAAGAGAAACCUCAGUCCUCACAGCUUCAUCAGAGACAAACUGAACAGAUGGAAACAGGAGUUGAUGGAGAGGACUGUGGAGAAGCAGAACCAGAGAGAGACUCAGAUCCAGAGAGACGUUUACAACCAGAGACUGAGGUCGAGACUGAAGACUCUUAUGAACCUGAGACUGAUGACAGUGAUGAUUGGCAAGAGACAAGAGAAGAUCUGUCAGAAUUAAACCUGAAAAAUAAGAAACUAAAGACUGGUAAGAGACCACACAGGUGCUCGGACUGUGGUAAAAGAUUUAACAAAAAAGGCCAUCUGACCAGUCACAUAUCAGUUCACACCGGAGAGAAACCCUUCAGUUGCUCUGAGUGUGGUAAAAGUUUUAACCAGAAACGGAUUCUGAUCAGACACAUGUGGCGAUAA
This is a messenger RNA of Labrus mixtus (cuckoo wrasse), 1980 nucleotides long. RefSeq names its product zinc finger protein 551-like. NCBI's taxonomy places the organism in Eukaryota, Metazoa, Chordata, Actinopteri, Labriformes, Labridae. Bases 16 to 1980 code for a protein of 654 amino acids. The transcript is spliced from 7 exons. The record is from RefSeq and is a predicted model, not a curated record.